AUGUGUUCGAGUAAAGAGCGAGAAAAAGAGAAGCCGAAUAGUGAAACAUCACUACCUAGUGUAUUAGGCCAAGGAACCUCCCUGUCGUCGAUAGCGACCCUGGAACUCAAAGCUGGGGAAGCGUCCGAUGACCAGAGCGAUAGCGAUGGAUUUUCAGCUAGUGAAGCUCUCGAGGAGGAUUCAGAGUCAGAUCCUGAAGAUUACGAAGUCGAGCAACACGAUGAAUCGUUAGCCUCGACAAUUGUCCAGGAAAUUGACGAAGGCACCUAUGUCUGCUUGGUCUGUACUUGUGAGAUCGAUAGACAUCUGAAAGUCUGGAACUGCCGAAACUGCUACAGAGUAUACGAUCUUGACUGUAUCCGUGAUUGGGCACAGAGAGGAUCGUCUACAACCGAACAGAAGACCUGGAGAUGCCCGGCGUGCAGCUUUGAACAGAAGAAGCUUCCGUCUUCGUUCACAUGUUGGUGUGGAAGAGUCAAUAAUCCCACAGCAGACAGCUUGAUUCCUUUUAGCUGUGGGAACCCUUGCAACAAAAAAUAUCCACACUGUGUCCAUUCUUGUUCCUCUGUGUGCCAUCCAGGAAAGCAUCCUGAGUGUGGUGCCAUGGGCCCUUUGAUGAACUGCAAAUGUGGUAAGCAUAAGCAGCAGCUUCCUUGCUUGGUGACACCAUACAAGAUGGGAUGGCAAUGUGAAGAUGCUUGUGAAACAAAAGUUUGUAUGCUAGGCCAUGCUUGUUCCAAGGGCAAUUGUCAUUCAGGGUUCUGUGGUCCUUGCAAGACAAAGAUUGACGUAUCGUGCUACUGUGGACAGAACACGAAGUCAAUUCAGUGCAAGGACUUCCGUCCUGAAAUUAGCUUCAAGGAUAACGAGAAGUUCAUUGGUGGAACGAAAUGCAAGAACGUCACGAUUCAAUACUACGACUGUGACGAGCAUUUUGAGGAGCUCGACUGCCAGCCUUUGGCCAAGGAGAAGCCACACUGUAAGUUUGCUACAGAUGUCGUGAACAGCUGCUACUGUGGCAAGACUCCAUUCGACUCUUUAAAGCGUACAAAGUGUACCGAUCCUAUGCCUGCUUGUGAGAACGUGUGUGGAAAGAAACUCAGAUGUGGAUGUACCUGUCUUGCUCAGUGCCACGAAGGUCCUUGUGAGUGUUUCAACUUGAUAGAGACGAAGUGUGAGUGUGAGGCCAACUCGUUUAUUGUUCCUUGCAAGGCUCUUCAGCAAGGCUUCAAGCCCCGCUGUCUCAGGAAAUGUUCAGCUCCUCUCAGUUGCCGUCAUCAUGUUCACAGAGAGAGGUGCUGUCCGUUUGAGCAAGUUGCACUCAAGAGAGAGCGUGAAGUGAAGAAGCAGAUUAGAAACAAGACCAGAACGAACUUCGAGGACCAGGUACUCACCAUGGAACCAGUUCACAUCUGUACAAGAACAUGCAACCAAUUGAAGUCAUGUGGGCAGCAUCGUUGUGAAGCCUUGUGUCAUAGCGGUCCUUGUGGCGUGUGCUACGAAUCUUCCAACGAUGAUUUGGUGUGUCAUUGCGGCAAGACGGUCAUCCCUGCUCCAGUAAGAUGUGGAACGAAAUUGGAAUGCCACGAACAGUGUAUCCGUGAGAAGCCAUGCGGUCAUCCACAAGAGCCGCAUUGGUGCCACACCGAUGAUGACAGAUCCAAGGAGACUAGAAUUGGUACCAUAUUAGAGUGCAAUGAUGGUUGUGCUCAUGCCAAGCGAGAGGAGGAGUUACGCCAAAUCUUUAAUGUUUCGCCACAAGUCUUUGAGAAUCCAUACCCUGAGCUGAUUCUCAGUGUCUACAAAAGACAGAAGAACUGGUGUCUGAAAAUGGAGGCUGUUAUGAGAGAUUUCAUCAGUGACUAUCAAGAUUUGAAAGCAGCUGGUGCACCUACUAAAAAUACUCACCACUUCCAACCAAUGAUGAAGCCCCAAAGAGACUUCAUCAAAGAGCUCGCAACUACGUUCAAGCUUUACACGGAGUCACAAGAUAAGGAACCCAAUAGGGCAGUGUUCAUUGUAAUUACAGAGAGAACAGAGGUUCCGAAGAUGACGAUCCAUCAAACCAUAGAGAAGGAACAUGAAAUAGAGCUCAAGAGGAUCCAGCUUGAAGAGCUCAAACUCACACAGCUAGACGAAAAGCUCUGCAACGCUCUCUUAAUCAGAGAUACAUUUUUCGGUGUCAAUGAGGCAUCUGUCAGAAAGGCGGUCGGUGAAAUAUUGCUGACCAACAAAGGUUAUGAGGAGUUUGACGUCAAGUGUAUGAAAGAAUCUACCUUCGUCUUCUUUUCUCCCUCGCUCCGCGAGAUGGACAAGGAGAAGGAAGACAAUUUGUACAUGUUACUGAAAACCUUUAAAAGCAUGCUUCGUGAGAAGCUCAUAGCGUUCGACUGCAAGAUGUGUUUGGUUGAUGACGAUAUCACAGAGGUGUUGAAGGUAGACAACAACAAUGUCAUGAACAACAGCUCUAGCAGUCCAGGUCACUCCACCCCAAAGGUUGAGGAAUCGAACGGAGAUAAUUCCUUCGAGAUUCUACAAACUACAUAA
This is a messenger RNA of Candidozyma pseudohaemuli, 2547 nucleotides long. RefSeq lists its product as uncharacterized. Bases 1 to 2547 code for a protein of 848 amino acids. Gene Ontology annotation, cellular component: nucleus. NCBI's taxonomy places the organism in Eukaryota, Fungi, Ascomycota, Pichiomycetes, Serinales, Metschnikowiaceae. The record is from RefSeq and is a predicted model, not a curated record. Gene Ontology annotation, molecular function: RNA polymerase II transcription regulatory region sequence-specific DNA binding; zinc ion binding; DNA-binding transcription factor activity, RNA polymerase II-specific. The transcript is spliced from 2 exons. Gene Ontology annotation, biological process: negative regulation of transcription by RNA polymerase II.